Molecule: messenger RNA, 2061 nt
Organism: Adineta ricciae
Lineage: Eukaryota; Metazoa; Rotifera; Eurotatoria; Adinetida; Adinetidae
Source: the annotation of a GenBank genome assembly
AUGACGACUACAGAUGAUCCUUAUCAAUUUUCAAUGGAUGAUUCAAUUUCCAGUACACCACGAACACGAAGUUCCAGUCGAACUCGUAAAGCACCAACAAAUAAUACGAAAAAACCUGUUGCAAAACCCGCACAGCAACGGAUUGUUACUCGUUCAUCACAAAAAUCUCCGAUGACAUCAGCAGUUGAUGAAAAUGAUCAUUCAUUCAUGUCAAAUAUUCAAUCCGGAUUUUCUCAAUUCGUCAAUCCGAAAAAACGACCACGUGACGAUAAAAAAACCAAGACAAUUAAACGACCAAAAAUUAACACAGAAAACGAUGAAAACCAACCACCCGACGAAGAAAUUCAAGCAAUUGAACAAGUUAAACUUAUCUACGAGACUUCUGGUGGUCGAACAAAUCUCGCACGCGCUGCAGCAACAAAUGCGAAAAUUCUCGCCAAUAGAAACCAAUCGAAUGGGCGUCCGCCCACAAUCUCCAACACAACUUACACUCUCAAUGAUCAAAAUCAUAUUAUUGAUGAUACACAAGUCGACACUUACGCUAUCCCAGAUACAAUGGUUGACACAGACAUACAACAUAAUGAUAGUUCAUGGCAAAGAGACAUCGACCGGUUGAUGAAAAAACUCGAAGAACCAUCAACAUCUUUCAAAUCGCCCACACAAAUUGAAGAAACUCAGAAAGAUGAUGAAGAGCAAGAAGAGGAGAUUACAGCACCAAUUUAUCUCACUCAAACAGGAAAAACUCAACUACAACCAAUAAAACCCAUCUCCCAAGUACAUUCGAUACCAAAAACAAUGACUCAACCGAAGAAAACAACAAUUACGCAGCUGAAUGAAAUCGCCAUUCAAACAGAUAAUAGUCAAACUACUUCGUCUACUCAUCCUUGCUGUCAAGAUGUGUCCACUUGUCCUUGCGUUCUCCGAUACAGUAAACUCGAACGUUUAUUUAUGGAGAAGAUGUCUCGAUUCGUUAGUAUUGUCCCAACAAUACCAAGCUCAGACAUUCAACCGAAACGCCGACCCGUGCAACACUAUUCUCGAUUUCGACGUAUUCGCGGUCGUCGACGAAAUAAUCCACGAAUGGUUGUACCUUCACCUCCGAAUAACGAAUCAACAACAGUUGAAGAAACGUCCGAUGAGGCAACAAUCGAGAAGGACAAUCAGGUUGAAGAGACUGUUCAACUUCCACCUCCUCCAGUUGAAACUAUUGUUCCUCCUACACCUCCUCCUGUUACUAUGACGAAUCCGAUAGACAAUAUUCUUUCUUCCACGAUAAUAAAAGAAGUUACAGCAGAACCAAUUGGUGAUUUAUCUACAAUUGAAAAAGUUGAGACAACUGUAUUGAUGGAUCAUUCAUCAACACUCCUCAUUUCAUCGAGUAACAACACUUGUCCAACUGGUCGACGUUUAGUUCUAACGGCAUCCUCACUCGAUGAAACUCAAAAAUCACAAUUUCGUUCAUUCAUUAGUCGUUUCAACGCUUCCAUCAGUUCUGCAGUCGAUUCUUCCACUACUCAUGUCAUUGUCAACGAGCAAUCUGUACUUGUUUGUCCGUUAACUGGAAAAACCAUUCAAGGCAUUGCUCGUCAUUUAUUCAUCGUUUCACAUCGUUGGUUAAAUGAAUGUAUAGCUCAAGAUUCCAUCGUCGAUGAACGUCCCUACGAAAUUCGUGGUGAUACAAGUUUAGGCGUUGAUCAUGGUGGAAUGCGCCGAUCACGUUUAACACCUUCAUAUCUUCUGGAAAAUUAUUCGAUAUUUCUACGUUGUUCGGCUAGCGAUUGUGCCCCAUUGCAAACAGUCGAACAAGUGCAAGAAUUAAUCGAAUUAUGUGGAGCGAAAUUUAUACGCAGUUUUAGUGAAAUACGAACGAUUGAUAAACAAAGACAAAUCCUUCUUGUUCUUGGUAUUCACGGUUUCAAUGGAACGGACAAGAAACGCAAAGCUCUUUUGGACACUUGUCAACAAUUUAAUGUUCGAUGUGUAAAUAUUCAUUGGCUACUGAUCUCAAUUGCGAAAUAUGAAGUCCAGCCAGUGGAAAGCUUUGAUAUUAAUCAAGAGUGA